Molecule: messenger RNA, 2500 nt
Organism: Lepisosteus oculatus (spotted gar)
Lineage: Eukaryota; Metazoa; Chordata; Actinopteri; Semionotiformes; Lepisosteidae
Source: RefSeq, a predicted model, not a curated record
UGUUUCCAUACGUGGCAGCGAAGAAGUCGGUACGAAUCAGAAACAGCACUGGGGAAGUCAUAUUGUGUAAGGUUUGUAUGGCACUAAAGUCUUGUAAGCUGAUUUACAGAGGAAGGGAAGGUUCUGCUACCAGAGAGAAAAUGAAGCGCUGGAUGUUGUGUCUCACUGUAUUUUGCUGCUACAGCUGGUGGGCUGAGGCCGAGAUAUUCACUUCAAUUGGUCAAAUGACAGACUUGAUUUUCACAGAACAGCAACUUGUCCAGUCUCUCAAAGAGUAUAUUCAAGCAGAGGAGUCCAAGUUAGCUGCAAUAAAAAGCUGGGCCAACAGAUUAGACGCACUGACCCGUACCUCCACUGCAGACCCAGAGGGGUACCUGGCCCACCCAGUCAAUGCUUACAAGUUAAUGAAGAGGCUGAACACUGAGUGGUCAGAACUGGAGAACAUGGUGUUACAGGAUCCAGCCGAUGGUUUCAUAUCCAAUAUCUCGGUUCAUCGGCAGUACUUCCCAGAUGAGGAGGAUGAGAAAGGAGCAGCCAAAGCACUGAUGCGGCUGCAGGACACUUAUAAACUGGACCCGGAGAGUAUCUCCAAAGGAAGACUUCCAGGUGUGAAGUUCAAUGCAGUCCUGACUGUGGAUGACUGUUACGACAUGGGGAAGACAGCCUACAAUGAAGGAGAUUACUACCACACAGUGCUGUGGAUGCAGCAGGCUCUUAAGCAGCUGGACGAGGGGGAAGAGGCUGUCGUUACAAAGUCGGAUGUUCUUGACUACCUCAGCUAUUCCGUGUAUCAGAUGGGAGACAUUCCUCGGGCCAUAGAGCUGACCAGACGUCUGGUUGUUGCAGAUCCAAACCAUCAGCGAGCGGGAGGGAAUCUGCGGUACUUUGAGAAGCUGUAUGCCAAAGAAAUGCGAGAGCGCGAGAAGACCGAGCAGCCUCCGGCCACAGAAACACCCAUUGAACUGGGGACCUAUGACAGGCCCCCCGACUACCUGCCGGAGAGAGAAACAUAUGAGGCCUUGUGCCGAGGAGAGGGAGUGAAAAUGACUCCGAGGAGACAGAGCACACUGUUCUGCAGGUACAACAAUGGGAAGAGAAACCCCAGGCUAAUAUAUGCACCUAUAAAGGAGGAGGAUGAAUGGGACCAUCCACCAAUCGUCAGAUAUCAUAACUUCUUGUCAGAAAAGGAAAUGGAAACAAUAAAGCGAUUAUCCCGGCCUAAGCUUAAAAGAGCUGGAGUUGCAGACAGGAAAACUGGAGGCUGGUUCAUAGCUGAAUACAGAGUUUCUAAAAGCGCAUGGUUGAUGGAAGAAGAUGACCCCGUUGUCUCUCGAGUCAAUCAAAGAAUCGCUGAUAUUACAGGCUUAGACAUGCAAACAGCAGAACAUCUCCAGGUUGCCAACUACGGUAUUGGUGGUCACUAUGAGCCACACUAUGACUUUCCCAGGAUGCACGUCAAUGACUCCAACUACAAGACAAAUGGGAACAGGAUUGCUACUUUCUUAAAUUAUAUGAGUGAUGUGGAAUUUGGGGGAGCUACAGUAUUUCCAGAUGUUGGAGCUGCUGUUCAGCCCAUAAAGGGUUCAGCUGUGUUCUGGUACAAUCUUUUACAAAAUGGGGAAGAUGAUUACAGAACUCUGCAUGCUGCAUGCCCAGUUUUAACAGGAAACAAAUGGGUUUCAAACAAGUGGAUCAGAGAACGGGGCCAGGAGUUCAGACGAAGUUCCCCAUUCCCUGGUUUUAAUCGUCUUCGUCUUGGAUGGAUCUCCUGGCUUUGGGAUAAUGGACUGCGCCCUGACUACCCCUUUUGGACUUCCCUGGAUUCGGUUGCCUUGGUGUUUCCCCCAUGCACCGGAUCACUACAGUCACCUCCCCCCUGUCUGUGAACCGUCCUAACCCUACUGUUGCUUCCCCAGAUGUCCUUCUCCAGACUCUUCAGGAUUAUACCUUCACAUGAGUUCUUUAUUUUCUAGUGCAGCUCUGGUGAAAGAGUAACUAGAGGCAAAUUACAACUGACAGAUAUUGUUUAAGAAUAUCAAAAUAACACAAACUAAAUAACCCACAAUGUUACAUACAACAUUAUACAAAACACUAUUUAACAAACAAGGUAUUUCAGAGAUCUAACCUUUACUGUUCCAGAAACCUCAGAUUGCAAUCUGAAAUCCUACAUAAUACCUAAACAGGCCAACAAAAGAAAUCCCCUGUGUCCUGAAUUAACAGAAUAUGACUCAGUCCUAAAUCUUCCUUUCUAAAACACAGAUGUCCAAAAUGUUAAUGAGAAUCUGUCUGUCAUGGAUGUUGGAAGGGACGAACAGUGGAAUGGCAGGAGAGUGGAAAAAGACCCAAUGUGUAGCGGUGGGACGGGGGUUAGCCCGGGCUCAGCAGUUCAGGAGUCAUAUAGAAACCUACAGUAUGCCCUCAGACAGCGGACGUGGGAUGGCCUGGUGCUAGGCGGGUCUCAGGACAUCCGAACCUCAAUGCUGAGCGUAUAGGAAUGAGU